AUGGCAGCAGAAAACACUGAGUUAAAUACCUCACUCUUUAUGGAAGAAGAGCAAAAAUAUCCUGCAAUUUACAACAAAUUUUCUACGGACUAUAAGAAUAAGUUUAUAAGAAUGAAUAUCUGGAAAGCAAUAGGAAAGAAAUUCAGCUUGGACGCGGCUGAAGCAGAAAAAAAAUAUAAGAAUGUCCGAACCACGUUUGGGCGAUACUUGAGAAAAAAAAGUCUGUUCCAUCUGGUUCUGAUGCUGUCCCCUCUCCAGCAGAGUUCAGUAAUUUGGAUUGGUUGUCAAACCACAUCAACCAACGACCAUCCACUGUCACAAACGUGCAGAGUCGUGAUUAAAGGGAAGAUGAUGCAAAUCAUGGUGAAGAAGCAGAAAGCGCAAACAAUGUCCAGGACCCGCUUGAAUAUGAGGAAACAUCAAGUGAGGAUGACUUGCAGUCUGAAACGUCUGUUUCUCCAGCUGCUGAUUCUCCGUCUUCUUCUGCUGCUGCUAAUGAUGUUCAGCCAAACAGGAGUUCAAAACAGAAAGGGAAAUCAACACCAAAGAUCACCAAAUCAACCACCAAGAGACCAUGGGCCUCAAAUGCAAGGAAGGCAAAGGACAGUGACAUAG
This is a messenger RNA of Porites evermanni, 615 nucleotides long. NCBI's taxonomy places the organism in Eukaryota, Metazoa, Cnidaria, Anthozoa, Scleractinia, Poritidae. The record is from the annotation of a GenBank genome assembly.